Messenger RNA from Sporothrix schenckii 1099-18, 843 nucleotides. RefSeq lists its product as uncharacterized. Bases 1 to 843 code for a protein of 280 amino acids. The record is from RefSeq and is a predicted model, not a curated record. Lineage: Eukaryota; Fungi; Ascomycota; Sordariomycetes; Ophiostomatales; Ophiostomataceae. The transcript has a single exon.
AUGGCCGCCUUCUUCCCCAUCCUGCAGGAAAUCCUGCCCAUGCUGAUGCCUGGGUCGGUGCACAUCACCAAAGCAGAGGAGCUGCAAGGGCCACCACGGGAUGCCGUUCAUGUGGAGGAGGAGGAGGAGGAGCAGGCGGGCGACGACGGCGAAGAAGCGUUUGACGGCGAAGACGAGGACGACGGCGACGGAAACGAGAAGGCGGAUACGCGGCACCGGCCGCGGAGUCUAGGCGAAAGCGGUGCCAAACGUGACACUGGAGAUACGGGAGAGGCUGGCCAACGAAAGGAUGGCGACCAGGAGAAUGGCAACCCGGCACCGCCAACGGCGGCGGCAGCGACGCAGCCAGGGCCGUCAACACGCCGCCGUGCCCGCAAGGUCGUCGGCCGCCGCCCGCCCAACGGCGUGUCCCUGCGCGACGCCAUCGUCCACAAAAGCAGCUCGCUGUGCGCGUCGGUGCUCACCGUCAAGCCGCAGUGCGCGACCGUGGUGUUCCACAACGGCGAGCAGGAGGCGAUUGUCUACGCGGUGUCGGGGACGGCCGUGCUGGCCACGCUGCCGGACAACUUUGACGAGGACGACAACGACAACGACCACGAAGGAGGAUCGGCCACGUCAGCAAGAAAGCCGCCUCACACGACGACCAUCAGCGCGGGCGACUUUGCGUUUAUUCCGGCGUGGACGGAGCACCAGGUCCGGAACGAAGCGCCGGCCACGUCGAAAGGGGGGACCGACGACGGUCCGGCGACGCCGAGCGCCGAUGUGGUGUGGGUGGUGGUGCGCAACGCGGGCGAGCCGACGGUGGUGCCUUUGAAAGGCUGGGGCGGCGAGCAGGCGGAGUAG